Messenger RNA from Scylla paramamosain (green mud crab), 11439 nucleotides. Its product is annotated as plexin-B-like. Gene Ontology annotation, cellular component: semaphorin receptor complex; plasma membrane. The record is from RefSeq and is a predicted model, not a curated record. Gene Ontology annotation, biological process: motor neuron axon guidance; sensory neuron axon guidance; semaphorin-plexin signaling pathway involved in axon guidance. Gene Ontology annotation, molecular function: protein binding; semaphorin receptor activity. The transcript has 19 exons. NCBI's taxonomy places the organism in Eukaryota, Metazoa, Arthropoda, Malacostraca, Decapoda, Portunidae.
GAGAAAGAAGACGUGCAAGAAGCGUGUGAUGUUUUGCUUGUCAACGAGUGUGGGCCUUUUGAGGGUGUGCGUGUGUGAGUGUGAGGUUGUACGUGCCUGUGCCAGUGAAAGAGUGUGAGUGUGAGUGUGAGUGUGUGAGUGAGAGUGAGUGAGAGCGAGUGAGUGAGAGUGAGUGUGAGUGUGUGAGAGUGUCGCGGCGCUAACCAGUGUUUCUCUCCCCCAGGAUGGGCCGGCGAGGCGGCGCCAGGGUCUCCUUACGGUGAGUGUCGCCCAGAGCCGCCAUGGCACCAGCGGCUCACCCUGUGGCUGUCCGGGCCGUCCGCCUCUACCUGCUGCUGAGCGGACUGCACCUCGUCCUCGGCGGCUCGCUGCUGCCGGAGGCGAGCGGGGGCCUCCGUCCCCCGCAGGAGAACUCUGAGGCGCUGUCAUGGGACCAGAACGCCGGCUCGGUAGCCCUCAACGUGACGCGGGCAGUGGUGGCGCAGUUCACGCCGGCCAACACCAGCCACCGCCUCACCCACCUGGCCCUCGACCCCGACACGGAUGACGUAUACCUGGGCGCCGUGAACCGCUUGUAUCAGCUGGACGGCGGCUCCUUCCUGCCCGUGCACCAGGUGGUGACGGGGCCGCGCCUCGAUUCCCCGGAGUGCCACGCCGCCAGCUGCGAUGACCGCAUCUACCAGGUGCCCACUGACAACUACAACAAGCUGCUAGUCGUGGCGCCCUCCGUCAGUGCCGUCAUCGCCUGCGGCUCGGUGUCGCAGGGCGCGUGCGACACGUACCGCCUGGGCAACCUGUCGGUGCACGAGGACUACAUCCCGCGGUCAGUCGCCGCCAACCACCCUGACGCCUCCACCUUUGCCUUCGUGGGCCCCGAGCGCUACAGUCCCUGGGGGAGGUCCUCCGCUCUGUACGUGGGCACCACCUUCACCACGGUGGGCGACUACCGCCACGACGUGCCCGCCAUCUCCACUAGGAACCUUUACGACCUCGACUACGCGGAAUAUUCCUUCUCCAAGCAGUCCCUGCUGCGCAUCGACGUCAAGGUGCGGGACCACUUCCUGGUGCAGUACGUGUACGGCUUCACGGACAACAACUACGUGUACUUCGUGACGGUGCAGAAGAAGUCACACCUGCCGGGACAGGAGGAGUUGGGCUACAUCAGCCGCAUCUCUCGUUCCUGUAUCACCGACGCCAACUAUGACUCGUACACGGAGAUCACUCUGGAGUGUGUGGGCGGCGACGGCGUCAAUUACAACCUGGUGCAGGACGCCAAGCUGGUGGUGGCCGGCAGCGACCUGGCUGCCAGCAUGGGCGUGGCAGAGGGGGGCCACGUGUUAGUGGCGGCCUUCGCGCCCUCGCAGGGCCACACGGCCAGUCCCGAGACUGCCUCCGCCAUCUGCGUGUACUCCGUCCACGACAUCGAGGCGAAGUUUAACGAGAACAUCCACAUGUGCUUCAACGGGUCCAUGCAAUACCGCGGCAUGGAGUACAUCUCGGGCACCAUCCUCAACGGCAAGUGUCCCCAGCAGGGCGCCAUGGGCAACAUUCUCUCCUUCUGCGAGGUGGGCCUCAAGAUAUCCGGCCCUGCGCCCAUGGUUGGCCGCGCGGCGCUGCGGCUGCCGCGGGUGUUGGUGACGGGUGUGCAGGGCACCGCCACCGCCGCCCACACCGUGGCCUUCCUCGGCACCAGCGUCGGCACCCUUAAGAAGAUCCUGGUGGCUACAGCAGAGGAGGCCGCCGAGUACGAGGAGGUGGGGGUCGAUCGGGGAUUCCCUCUCCUGCCUGAUAUGAGAUUCGACAAGCACCGGCGCUUCCUCUACGUGAUUUCAAGCAGCAAGGCGUUGAAGGUGAAGGUGGAAAGCUGCUCUUCCUACACCAACUGUUCCUCGUGCCUCACUGCCAGGGACCCUUACUGCGGCUGGUGCUCGCUGGAGAAACGGUGCACGGUGCAGUCGGCGUGUCAGAAGGCCACCUUCUCCUCGCCUCGCUGGCUCAGCUUCGGCUCGGGCCAGCAGUGUAUCGACUUCGAGAUGAUCCUGCCAGACCGCCUGCCCAUCACCCAGUCCGCCACGGUGCGCCUCACCAUCCGCACGCUGCCGGAGCUGCCUGCCGGCGCCAAGUACCAGUGUGUGUGGGGAUCGGCGCCUCCCGAGGACGGGCUGGUGACACCCUUGGGGCUGACGUGCGGCACGCCCGCCCCCCAGCACCGGCCGCCCAUCCCCGCCCACCAUGACCACGUGCUGGUUCCCCUCGCCGUCCGCUCCAGCGAGACCAACAAGGACUUCGUCUCCCGAAACUUUGCCUUCUAUGACUGCGGCCGCCACAACACCUGUGGCAGCUGCGUGCGGAGCAACUGGGCGUGCAACUGGUGCGUGUACGAGAACACCUGCACCCACAACGCCUCCUCCUGUAGCGGGAGGACCAUCAUCUCCGGGGAAAAGAACCCCGCGCAGCUGGACCAGCAUGGGGCCAGGUUUUGUCCACGGUUUUGGCCGGAACAAAAGCAGCUGCUGGCGGCAGACGGAGCUACGUCGGAGCUGGUGCUUCUGGUGGAAAACCUGCCUGUGCCCCGAGCCAGCCAGCUGGGCUUCCAGUGCGUAGUGAGCGUGGAGGGCGCCACCAUGAAGGUCGGCGCCAGAGUGAUCGUGAAUGACGAGGACCUCGAGGACGACGGCGGCGGGGGUGAUCCCACCACUGCCACUUCCACCCGCCCGCAGUACCACCGGCGACUGCAGCGCGUGGUGUGCGAGCCCACCGUGUACCGCUACGAGUCCGCGGAGGGCGAGUACGAGGCACGCGUCACGCUGGUGUGGAAUCGCGACCACGUGGUGGACGCGCGGCCACUCACGCUAUACAAGUGUGGCGUGCUGGGGGCACACCGCGGCCACCACGACUGUUCCCUGUGUGUCACGCGCCACCCGCGCUACCGCUGCGCCUGGUGCGGCGCCGCCUGCCGCUACGCCCCGCACUGCCCCGUGGCCGCAGCCUCCUCCUCCCCUUCCCAGCCACGCCCGCCCCUGGAGGACGCCCGCCUCAGCCAGUGCCCCACGCCCAGGAUUGACUUGAUCCAGCCGCUGGCGGGCCCCCUGGAGGGCGGCACGCUGGUCACCAUCGAGGGUAGCAACCUGGGCCUGCGGGAGGAGGACGUGCAGGACAACAUUUUCAUCGGCGAGGUGCCCUGCAAGGUGCAUGAGUACCACGUGUCCGUCAAGAUCACGUGCCGCACGGGCCCGGCGCCCGCCCUCACCUCCGCAAGCCAGGACAUGCAGUUCCCGGUGCGCGUCACCACUCCGGCAGGCACCACGCGCUCCACCGUCAAGUUCACCUACACCAACGUGAGCGUGACGGGCGUGUGGCCGACACGCGGACCAGUGUCUGGCGGCACGGUGCUCUCCAUCAGCGGCCGCUUCCUCAAUGUGGGCUCCCACGUGUCGGCGGAGCUGGACCACCUGCCGUGUGUCGUCAACAAGACGCAGUCGUCAUCGCACCGCCUGGUGUGCGUCACCUCGCGGGCAUCGGGACUUGCUGAAAGCGACAAGGAGGGCGAAGGGCUGCCGGCUACAGUGAAGACGCUGACUGUAACAGUAGACGGGGCGCGUCGCACCCUUGCCUCGCCCUUCGUCUACACACCUGAUCCUAAAAUCCUGGAGCUGAAGCCUCGUCACACGCCCUGGAGCGGCGGCCGCCUCCUGACAGUGCACGGCACGCAGCUGGACGCCAUCCAGUCGCCGCGCAUCACCGUCCUGCUGCACGACCACGUCCUCAACUCGUCCAUGUGUCGCGUGUUGAGCCACGACCAGAUGGAGUGUCCCUCGCCGUGUGUCAACCGCGCCGUGCUGCUCGCCAUGCUGCGGGAGCGGCGCGGCGCUCCGGAGACCGUGCCCGAGCCCCGCGCUGCGGCCAGGACGUCACAUAAGGUGUCCAGGUCUCCGCGGCAGAAUUUCGGCAACUCCAUCACGCUGGACGUCGGCUUCAUCAUGGACAACGUGGCCUCCGUCAGGAACUUGCGUCACGUGCUCUCCUCGGGGGCUCGCUCGCUGGUGUAUGUGCUAGACCCAGAGUACCGCAGCUUCCCCAACGGCAUCAAGCUGUACAAGGGCGACACGCUGGUCAUUGAGGGCGAGAACCUGAACCUGGCCAGUGAUGACUCGGACGUGAACGUAACUAUCGGCACCAAGCAGUGCAACGUCACCUCACUGGCUCUCACGCAGCUGGUGUGCACGCCGCCCGAGCUGCAGCCGCCGCCCACGGAUGAGCUGGGGCGAUCCACCGUGCUGGACCUGCCCCUGGUGGUGGUGAGGAUGGGGCAGAACCUCAGAUUCCCCAUCGGGUACCUCCGCUACGAGAUGAUCAAGGAGUACCAGUUCCCCCCCGAGGCCAUAGGAGGCAUGGCAGCGGGCGGCCUGUUCCUGGUGCUGGUGUCCAUGGUGGUGCUGGUCGUGUACAGAAGGAAGAGCAACCAGGCGGAGCGAGAGUACAAGCGCAUACAGAUACAAAUGGACACGCUUGAGUCUAAUGUCCGCUCUGAGUGCAAGCAAGCCUUCGCGGAGCUACAGACGGACAUGACGGACCUGACGGCGGACCUGGAGGCCUCGGGAAUCCCCACCCUGGACCACCGCACCUACGUGAUGAAGGUGUUUUUCCCCGGCGUGGCAGAUCAUCCCAUCCUGCACGACCCCAAGAUGCGAACCAACGGGUGUCGGCCAGCCAUGGAGAGUGCCACGGUGCAGUUCGAACAGCUCAUCGCCAACCGCUACUUCCUGCUGGCACUUAUAGAGACCCUGGAGGCGCAGAAGACCUUCAACAUCAGAGACAAGUGAGUGAACGUGGCGUCGCUGCUGGUAGUGGCCAUGGCGGGGAAAAUGGAGUACCUGACGGAGGUGCUGCGCCUGUUGCUGCUCCGCCUGGUGGAGAAGAGCGUGGCAACCAAGCACCCCCAGCUCAUGCUCCGCCGCACCGAGAGCGUCGUGGAGAAGAUGCUCACUAACUGGAUGGCGCUGUGCAUGUAUAACUACCUGAAGGACAACGCUGGGCCGUCCCUGUUCCUGCUGUUCAAGGCCAUCAAGCACCAGGUGGAGAAGGGCCCCGUGGACGCUGUGACCCACGAUGCGCGCUACUCCCUGUCCGAGGAGCGCCUUCUCCGGGAGCAAAUCACACACUCCUACGUGACGAUACAACUUGUGAGAGACGAAACCCACUAUGAGAAGAUUCCAUAUAACACUCCAAAGUCGGUGGCGGUGGUCGGGGAAGACGGGGAGAAGGCGCAGUGUCGGGUGCUGGACUGCGACACUAUAACUCAAGUGAAGGCCAAGAUCCUGGACGCCUUGUAUCGCAACACCCCGCACUCCCUCCGGCCCUCCGUCCACCAGGUCGACCUAGAGUGGCGUCACGGUCGCAACGGUCACCUAGUUCUCGCCGACGAGGACAUGACCACCAAGAGCGACUCAGGCGGGUGGCGGCGCCUCAAUACGCUAGCCCACUACGGCGUGCGGGACUCGGCGCUUAUGGCCCUCGUGCACCGCCCCCACGCCCACCUCAACAACGCAAACUGCGGCACCGGGACGUCAAAGUGUGCCACAUGCUCCACCUUCGGCGUGAGUGGGUCGGGCAGCCCCGUGAGUCACUGCGGUGGCGGGGACGUGGAGUGCGGGUCGUCUGACGCCAACGUGUACCAUCUGGUGAAGCCCGUGGACCACGACUCCCCCAACAGAGGCGGCGAGAGGACGCACAAGGCCAUCCCUGAGAUCUUCCUCACCCGCCUGCUCUCCACCAAAGGCACCGUCCAGAAGUUUGUUGACGAUUUCUUCAAGACGAUCCUCAACGCCAACGAGUCGCUGCCACCGGCCGUCAAGUGGCUCUUUGAUCUGUUCGACGAGUCCUCGCGGCGCCACGGACUCACAGACCCCGAGGUGGUGCUCGCCUGGAAGUCCAACAGUCUGCCACUGCGCUUCUGGGUCAACUUCAUCAAGAACCCUGACUUCAUCCUCGACGUCCACAAAAGUCCCACGGUGGACUCCUGCCUGUCCGUCAUCGCCCAGACGUUCAUGGACGCGUGCUCCACCACCGAGCACCGCCUAGGUAAGGACUCACCCUCCAACAAGCUGCUCUUCGCCAAGGACAUUACGCAGUACAAGGCGUCCGUGCGGGCCUUCUACCAGGGCGUGAGGACACUGCCUCCAGUCACGGACCAGGACAUGGCUGCCUACCUGCACCAUCUGAGCCUGACGCACCUGUCUGAGCUGGACUCCAAGCCAGCGGUGCAGGAGCUGUUCCACACGUACAUCACGCGCUACUACAGCCACAUCAUGGAGACCCUCGAGAUGGACCCCAACUGCCGGACGCUCCACCUCGCCCACAAACUGGACAAUGUCAUGUGUACCAUUAACGGGGAACCCACGUCCAUGUGCUGAGGCAGCCGCGCCCUGGCUCAUCCCGCGCCGCACCCGUCUGAGGCCUUGUGUAAAGACUUAUAAGAAAAGACUUUCACCGCUGUUAUCUUACAUGCCUAGUUCCUAGCCAAAGAGUAGGUGUACGACGAUUAAUAGACAGUUAUUGUGUGUGUAUUUUUGGGGUUCGUUGUUAUUGUAAAGACAGACAGAAACUCGUCACAACGCUAAUCUAUUCCUUCCAGUAGUCACGAGGGCCCGUCGCCCCCUCCCCCGCUGUACUUAAUCAAAUAUCUGUGAUUUUCUAAGACUAGCGCAUUCCAGUGGGCGGCGGGAGGGGGGACGCUGCGGGCCGACUCUACUAUUUGAGGGACGAGUUCGUUGCUGUCUGGUGCCUAUUGGUGUUGUGGGGGACGAGUGUAGAAUCACAAGUCAAGUGGUGAUAAAUAGCGUGUGGUGAGCGUCUCGGGAGAACGUUAAGGGGGUGAGGGGAUGACAAGACUGCCUUCACGCGGAUCAGACUCAUCACAUCACACUCAUCACGACACGUAGCGGAGAGUAAUCGCAUCACACACACACACACACACACACACACACACACACACACACACACACACACACACACACACACACUCUCACACUCAUCCCAUCACGAACACAUUACUGCUUUCUGCGGUAAUUCAUAAUACAGAGGCGGAAUCAAUAAAGGCAAGGCGGACAGAAGCGCAGACGAGAAGGAUUGUGGUGAAAAGAGUGACAGAAAACGAAAAAUGUGAACUUCUAUUUAUUUUCUUUCUUUCUCUCUCUCACGAGCGAAGGAAAGUGUUCUCUGUGGUAGUAGUGUCUUUUUUUAGCGUUUUUUAUCUCCUGUCUCUUAUUCACGUCAGUGUUCUGUGGGCGAAAUUCCAUUAAGAAAAUUGAAAAAAGUAUACAGGAGGAGAGAUUGAACACACUUAUAACCAAGAUUGGAAUAAGUAGAAAUGUAUGAAAAAAAAUGUACAGUGACGUGAAAGGUUAGAAAGAACAGAAUUAGUGAAUAUAAUAGCAACUGUGAGGCAGAAAAUAGUAAAGUUAUAUGUGGAAAGGAUAUUUGAGAGGCAGUAGUGAAUCAAACAAGAGAACGAAAUGCAUAAAAUAAAACAGACAAAAUAACAAAAUAAAAAUCAAACACUUGCGGAAAAAAAUGAAAAAAAAAGAAAUGAGAAAAAUGCAGGAAACAAAUAUAGACAAGUGAACAUCGGGAAAACAAUUGGACAAAAUACAUCUUGAGAAAAAAUAUGAGCUAGAGAAAAAUAAUUACAUACAAAAGACUAACACAGAAAAGUAAAGAAAAUACGAAGUGAUAAUUAGUUUCCAACUUCAACAAGUCUUAGAAAAAGGUGAAACUACAAAAAGAAAAAAAAACAAGAGAAAAAUGAACUAAAAACAAUAAAAGAAAACGAAAAAGAAGACGGAAGAAAAUACAUCACAGUGCAACGACUUGAAAAAAAAAAAAAACAUCAGAAGAGAACAGAGAAAAAGAUGAAAGAAUUGAAAAAAAAGACAACGAAAAGAAAAGAUGAAAAAAAAAAGAAGAAAAAUACAAAAUGACACUGAUACAGAGUUCUCGCCCCAAACACUUGAUGAUCCACGCGUCCUUCAGAGGUAACACAGGUGCUCACCGAAACCGUCUAUGUGCUUGACAAGAAACCAACAGUCCCGAGAGGAAGAAACUCAUGUGCACUCCAAAAACAAAAAAACAAAAAAAUAAUAAAAAAAUAAUAAAAAAAAUGAAUAAUUACGUUGAUAUGAGAAAUGAAACCACGUGCUACGGUGUGUUCGUGUGCGUAUGUGCGUGUGCGUGUACGUGUGUGUGUAUGUGCACCAGAAGAGGGUUGAGUGACUCCCUCCGGACCUUCUUUUCUGCCAUCCAGCCUUGGCGUCCCGAAGAAAGGUUCAAAAGGCUGGUUCGUUCACGGUGAAGCUUCGUGACUCAGUUCGAAACGCGCUGUCGACUCAAUAUUUCUCUUUGCUCUUGUGUAUUUAUUUUUGGUGUUUUUUUUAUUUUUAUUUAUUUAUUGUUUGUUAUUCUUGUUCUUAUGACUCGUAUUUUUUGACAAUGUGACGUGGCUGGUUCAUUUAUCCGAUAGUUCUUUAUUCUUCAUGUUCUUGUUCUACUACUACUACUACUACUACUACUACUACUACUACUACUACUAUGUAUGUAAAAACGGUUCUGGCUAAAGGCAAACCCAAAAACGCCAAUAAAUAAACAAUAAACCCUUUCUCAAGAUGCCAGUCCCAAAAGAGAGGUAACAAAAAUUCUGAAAAUCCUCCUCCUCCUCCUCCUACUACUACUACUACUACUACUACUACUACUACCACCAUCACCACCACCAUCACCACCACCACCACCGGUACUAGUUCGUUUUGUUCAACUUAUUCUUCUUUUGUUACAUUUCUUGGUAUCUCCUUUCUCUCUAAGUAUAUAUUUCUUUUCUUUAUUUCUUUUAAUUCCGAUUUCUCUCUUUUUGUGUGUGUGGUUUGGAUUCCGGGAAGGCGAAUGUGAUUUGUAUGCUCUUUCAAUAACUUACUUUUUCUUUCCUUUUCAAGUUCAAAUCCGUGGUUCUUAUUCAUUAGUCCCCCUUGCACGUCUCUCUCUCUCUCUCUCUCUCUCUCUCUCUCUCUCUCUCUCUCUCUCUCUCUCUCUCUCUCUCUCUCUCUCUCUCUCUCUCUCAAUCUUUCACGGCUAUGUGGUAAGGUCACUGGUGGAUAAUUAAUGCCAUUCCACGUCUCCUACACCACCGUGACAUCUCCCAACACUCCACCCCUCACCUCCACUCUCACCAACUCAUCUUCCCCCCACCUAUUCUUUCUCUUUAUCAGUAAUCUUCCCUCACUCCUCCCCACUGUUAUCAAUACCCCCUUUAUUCCUUCUCUACCCCUUCUUCGUUUUAUCUCUAAUGCAUCUUUCCUCUUCCUCCUCCACCUCCUCCUUCUCUUCAUGUUUACCGUUUUCGUUAUUCCAAAUUCUUCACUCUUACCUUCUUCACUUCAUUAUCUCCUUCACUCUUUCUCUCCCUUUCAUUUAUCCUUGUAUCCUAUAAGUCUUCCUCCACAUGCACACUCCACCUCCCUCCCUCCUCCUUUCCUCCACAAGAAAUCCUCACUAUCUUCCAUCCUUUCAGUUUUCCUCCACUCCACCACGUCCUCUCACUCCUCCUCUUCCUCCUCCCCUUUCCUCCACUCCCCUCUCUCACCUCCACUUGAUUCAUUUCAACUCUUCCAUCCCUUCAGUUCUCCACCACUCCUCUUUUUCCACCUCCACCUCGUCCUUCCAUGCCUUCUCUUCCUCCUUCCCUUUCCUAUACUCCCUUCUCCCACCUCCUCCACUUGACUCAUUUCAACUCUUUCUGUCCCCUCCUUCCUCUUUCUUCCUCUCUCUGCCCUCCUCUCCUCCCUGGCGUUCUUUCACCCUUCCCUCUCUGGUCGGAAAUAAUGGCACAAAGGACUUCAAGUUUUAAUAAAGUUUUCCCCGAAUUUUAUUGCAAUUUCUAAAUUUAUUUCGUCGAUAAAAUUCAAGUCUGAUUUUUAGAGCCGAAGUUCCCUUUCUUAUUUCUACUUCCUUUGAUGAAAAAAAUACAGACUCGGGGAAUUACACUUUUGUGAAUUCCUUUUCUUCUUCUUCUUCUUCCUCUUCUUCAAUGUCUUUAGUGUUUUAAUACAUUUUUCGUCUGUCCUUUCUGAUUAUAAAGUGUAUCUCAUCACAAAUUCAUAGAUACUGUAUUUGUGUAUUAAGAUUUCUCGGUUUUUUUUUCCUCAAAUUUUAGUGGUUAAAAUCUUUUAAUAUAUUUUCUAGCUUUCCUUGGUGAUCAUAAGGCCUGUUAAGUCACGCAUACAUAUAAACGUACAUUGCACCAUUAAAGUCACCAUUUCAAUCUAUACAUCAUAAACACAUUCGUCAAAAUUACAUCACUUAGCUUAUUCCACCAUUCAUAAACACACACACACACACACACAUACAUACAAAGAGAUCACGUAAGUCUGUCCCAUCAUAAGUACACACUACAUACAUAUACCCCACUUGAGUCUGUUCCACCAUAAGUAAUUUACAUACACACAUACAUACGUCGCUUCGGUCUAUCCCAACAUACAUACAUACACAUACGAAACUAAAAGAAAAACGGCCUUUCUUAAAAACUGCAAAACCUCAUCUUUCCACCUUGCCUCCCGUGGUCAGACUGAAUGGACAGCCACGUCACUACGCCAUUAUAUUUACGUUCACUUCCCUCCACUAGACAAGGAAAAUAAUGUCUUGUCUUCUUCCUCCUCCUCCUCCUCCUCCUCCUCCUCCUCCUCCUCCUCAGACCGAACGUACCCAGUGGUCCAUGUUUCAUCUCUCUCGUUUUCUUAUUUUUUUUAUUUUCUCUCCCUCUAAGGUAAGUUAUGAAAAUAAUAAAAAUGAAAUACGCCAUACCAGUGAUCACUUAAUUUAUAAUAAUGAUAAUGGUAAUAAUAAUAAUAAUUAUAAUAAUAAUAAUAAUAAUAAUAAUAAUAAAUGAUGAGUUACUCGCUAGGAAGUGUACUAAAAGAAAAUUAUUAAAAAAUAAAUAAAUAAAACUGUCUGUGCUCUAAGAAAACGGGGCGUAACGUAGUACAUUUUCUUUGACCAUUUUUUGUACCUUGAAACAAAAAACGGAAUAAAUAAUAAAUAAUAAUAACGAUAGUAAUAAUAAAAAUAAUUAAUAAUAAAUAUAAACAAAAAAGAAAAUGUACAGCACACGCCUUAUCACUUUUUGCUACUUUUGUUUAUAUAUAUAUUUUUUUUUGUUUGUUUUUUUCUUUAUUUCGUUUUUUUUUUUUUUUGUCGACGUUCCAACCCCUCCUCUCCCUGAUUUCUCGCUUGCCUCCUGAAGGAUCUAGGGGGAGGGGAGGGCAAGGAGCGUCAUUCUCUUUCGGAUAAUCAAAUGCCAGUGUAUAUUGUGUGUAUUUUUAUAUAUAUAAAUAGCGCUUGUACAUACCUGCUACAUUCUAAGCUAAUAUUAUGCAAGAAUGAAUAAUAUGUCUACGA